This is a messenger RNA of Momordica charantia (bitter melon), 1544 nucleotides long. RefSeq names its product STOREKEEPER protein. Gene Ontology annotation, cellular component: nucleus. NCBI's taxonomy places the organism in Eukaryota, Viridiplantae, Streptophyta, Magnoliopsida, Cucurbitales, Cucurbitaceae. The record is from RefSeq and is a predicted model, not a curated record. Gene Ontology annotation, biological process: regulation of DNA-templated transcription.
CCUACUCUUUUCUAUUCGCUUCUAAUGGCACCGAAGCGGCUCGUCGAAGAUCUGCCAUCCGCUGCUCGCUUCUCCGAUGCCGAAGAAGAGGAAUCCGAUUUCGAGACUCUCGAAGAAGAUCCAGAAAUCGAUAAUGUGACGCCAAAUUCUGAGGAUGAGAACGAAGAAGACACCCCCGAGGAGGAAGAAGAAGAAGAACAGCAACCAAUCCCUUCUCCCAUCUUUUCCAAACAAGAAAAUUCCUUCGAUAAAGAUUCUGGGUUCGUUUCAGAUUCCGAUUCUGAGAAAACCCAAUCCUCCCCAAGCGCUUCCGCUUUCACCAUCAAACCGAUUCUCCGCAAAUCCCCAUGCGGUUCUUCGAAACCUAGAAAAAGUUCCCACAAAUCGAAUUUGGAUUCCGCGACUGUGGCGCCCAGUUCCGGCUCGAAGCGCCCAAUCGAGAGCAAAUUUCACGGGACAGAGUCGAAUAAUAAGAAGAAGAAGGUAAUGCAUGGGGAAGAUGAAGAAGGAAAGAAGGUCUCUGGCUCUGGAAUUAACAGGCUCUGGAGCGAGGACGACGAGAUCUCCAUAUUACAGGGCAUGAUCGAUUAUCAAUCGGCAAAGGGAUCGGACCCGUAUAGCGAUAUGAGCCUGUUUCUCGAAUCCAUCAAGAAGAAUCUAAGCGUGGACGUAUCCAAGAACCAAUUGAUCGAUAAGGUUAGGAGGUUGAAGAAGAAGUACAAGAACAACUUGGAGAAGGGCCGAAAUGGGGACGACCCAGUACUUCUGAAACCCCAUGAGCAGAAAUCCUUUGUGCUGUCGAAGAAAAUCUGGGGUAAUGAGGCGAAGAAGAAGCCAAGGAAACAGAGUGUGAAAGCUAGCAAUUCAGUGUCUAUAAGCUCGCCGAGAGUGGAUGUGGAAGCAGCAAAGAAAGAUCAGACUGUGAAUGUGGAGAGUAAGAUUUUGCCAGAGGAGUUUCUGUCUGAUUAUCCAUGGCUGAAGGCAUCUUUUCAGAUGGAGAAUGAUAAGUUCUGCUCAGAGGGGCUAAUGCGCCUUGUUAAGGAGAGAAUGCCUUCAAUUGGGAGUGAGAAGGCAAAGGAAUUGGAUGAUAAAUGGAGGAAGCUGGGAGAGGGAGAACUGGAAUUGUACCUGAAGAAGGUUGAAUUAGUUAGGGAACAAUGUAAACUAAUAUUGGAUUCAAUGGGGAAGGCAAGGAGCUAGAGCUAGUUAAGCUUCAUUCUGGUCUUUUCUGGUUGCAAGUUUGGCCCAUUAGAAGCAAAUGAAAGGAGAAGUAGCCACCACUCACUCAACCACGAAGAAAAUGUUUAUAACAUUUGAGUUAAUUUUACUAAUGUCUAGAAUUUUUGUUAUUUAAUAUUUCUGUUGAUACAAGAGAACCAGAAGUUGCUUUACUAAUGGUGUAUUAUCUCUGCAAGAAGAUUUGCAUUGAAAAUGGCAGGGGUUUUUAGAUUAGAACUCUUGCAGAGUUUUAACUCACCCCAUAAUAUCCUAUUUCUUCUCUUCCUCUUCAUGAAUAUAAUGAAGCUUUUGGUUUAAUUUCAUUA